CCAAAAAUACCUUCUCUCUCUUCACGACUCUCUUAAUUCCCCCGCCCCCUCAUUUUCUUCAUAUCUAUAAAACUCCUUCACAUCUCUCAAGUGUUCGGAGAUUUAUUUGUGAAAUAUUUAUUGAAGCUCGAGGAAGGAAGGAAGCAGGAAGGGUUUUUUUUUUUUUUGUGUGUGUGUACGUGUUUGUGUGAUCAAAGAUUGUUCUUGGAGAAAUGGAAGGUGGUGGGGUGGUGUUUGAGAAUUAUUUGAAUCUCAAGGCGACUGAACUUCGAUUGGGGUUGCCGGGGACCGAACAGAGCGAGGAAGAAGUACCUUCUAAUGCGAAAACCAACAAGCGGGUGUUGCCAGAGGGGUGUGAGCAAAAAGGCACAACUGGUGUUCGACGUAAUGACUCAGAGAUCGCCUCUCCUGCUAAAACGCAAAUAGUGGGGUGGCCGCCAAUCAGGUCAUAUAGGAAGAACAGCCUCCAAGCAAAGAAGGAGGAUGAGGCAUCUGGGAUUUAUGUGAAAGUUAGUGUGGAUGGAGCUCCAUAUCUUAGAAAGAUUGAUUUGAAGCUUUACGAGGGGUACCCAGAGCUUCUAAAGGCCUUAGAGAACAUGUUCAAGCUCACCAUUGGUGACUACUCGGAGAGGGAAGGCUACAAGGGAUCAGAAUAUGCUCCAACUUAUGAAGACAAAGAUGGUGACUGGAUGCUUGUUGGGGAUGUUCCUUGGGGAAUGUUCACAUCUUCUUGCAAGAGAUUGAGAAUCAUGAAAGGAUCAGAAGCCAGAGGCCUUGGAUGUGGAGUAUGAGUAAGCCCCACAAGGCCACAAUGGACUGUCAGCCACAUCUAGGUAAAAAGUAAACAACUUCAGUGUAAAGCUUCCGCAGUGAGCAGAGUCGGGGACAGACAUGAUGUAUGCCUAUCUUACCUCCAUAAUAUGUGGAGAGAAUGCUUAUAGAAAUUGAACAUGUGACCUAUAGGUUGCACCACUGUAACUCUACCACUAGAAUCCAUGCCAGCCACAUCCAGAAGAGAAAAUCAUUCGGCUUGGGUUCUCGUCUUCUCGAAAAAGGCGUUUGGGCCAGUCUCCUCUCAACCAUAGCUUUCUCUCUUCUUUGGGAAAUUUCAUCCAACAGAGAAAAAUAGAAGAAAUUCCAAGAGAUGUUCCUCUUUCUUUUACUACAAUUUGGCAGUGAAAAUGUCCCAGAUGUUCUAUCAUCGACAUGUCUUGUUUUCUCAUGAUAUUCAAACCAAAACUGCCUCGCAAUGGUUACUGUUUACUUGUGUAAAUGGAGAGAAUAAGUUAAUGUUACAUAAAGUUCUGGUUAUAUAUGUUUAAUACAAAGAGAAAUUGAGAAAGUAUACAUGCUUA
Molecule: messenger RNA, 1355 nt
Organism: Tripterygium wilfordii
Lineage: Eukaryota; Viridiplantae; Streptophyta; Magnoliopsida; Celastrales; Celastraceae
Product: auxin-responsive protein IAA4-like
Exons: 3
Coding region: 213-791 (192 amino acids)
Biological process (GO): regulation of DNA-templated transcription
Cellular component (GO): nucleus
Molecular function (GO): protein binding
Source: RefSeq, a predicted model, not a curated record